GGAUUGCUUUGCCUUUGUCAUCUCCUCUCUUGCUUCCGUUGAUAAAAAAAAAAGAAUGAAGCUAAACGAGUCAAGAAGUGGUGGUGAAACAGAGAAGCACAGGCGACAACAACAUUUCGAACACGACCUAAAGAACAUGAUCUCUUCGUUAACCCACAUGGGAGGAGACAAGGCACAUGCAGGAACGAGCCAAUACGAAGAAGAGGAGGAUAGCAUCAGGGUCAUCACGCUUUCUGGAUCAAACCUUGGAGCCACCAUGAAGACCGAGCUUGACAACAAUCAUGCAGACGGCCACAAGAAUGGAGAUCAAGAGCUUGAUUUUUUGAGCACUUACGUUAAUAGCAAUUUCCAAGCUGUCAACAAUUCGAUUAUGAUAGGGGCCAAGUACGAAACUCAUGAUCCUGGUGUUCAUCUUGACAUCUCGGGUGAUGUGGAGAAGCCUUCGAUGAAGGUGCCCUCGAAGAGUUCAAGGGAAAAUAAGGGUAAAACUCCUUCAAGAAGUGACCGUCGAGAAUCUGAACAUACAAAUUGAAUGGUAUGGAAUGAUGUCUUAAUGGACAAAGCAAUUUGAUUGGCUUCAGUAUGUAUUCUCUAAAUAAUCAGAGAAAUGGUGCAUACUAAAGCACUUUACUUUCUCUUCGAGGUUGUUGUUUUCGCUUGCGCUUAUUACUAUAUAACAUGUUCUAUAUUUAGUUUAUUCUUAAUAUAAAUAAGUGUAUGAAGCAGGGUGUGGUCGAUACAGAGCAUGUGUCAAUAGCAUAACCAAUAAAGGUCCAAUAAUCAUUGUAAGGCAUUAAGAAUGAGAUCGGAUCCCUAAGACA
This is a messenger RNA of Camelina sativa (false flax), 821 nucleotides long. RefSeq lists its product as uncharacterized. NCBI's taxonomy places the organism in Eukaryota, Viridiplantae, Streptophyta, Magnoliopsida, Brassicales, Brassicaceae. The record is from RefSeq and is a predicted model, not a curated record.